GGCCAAAUAUUAAGAACACGAUCGCAAUCCUGAACUGUUUGCUGGCCAGACAGUUGUGCUUUGAGGACGCCUCCUGCGCAGCCAUCCUGGAAAUCAUCCCCAGGGUUUGCGGACCAGAGUUGGUUGCUUGCUCGACGGUGACAGUAACCAAAUGCCAGGCGGCUCUGAGGACGCUGCAGGCCUUCCCGUUCUUCAAGCCGACAUGCCUAUGCAGGGAACCUCACGUGGAUCCGGAAUGCAACUCUUUCAGAGACUUCCUGUUCGAUCACCCCUGCGUGUUUGUCCUGAAAAAAGAAAAAGAUCCGUAUCCGGUGGACGCGCUGCCCACUUGCAAUCACGCUCUCUCCGUCUGUCAGCAAGAGCGCAAAUGCAUAAAACUCUACGACGACUUCAAGGCCAACUGCAAGGUGAGGGACAGUAAGUGCCGUAUGGAAGACAGGGGGUUAUGCCAUGAAGCCUGGUCCAAUCUUCGGAGGUCUCCUAUGUUUGGUUGCAUUUGCCCUAACAACCAUAUGAAGAAGCGGUGCGACCGCAUCUUCAAUAUGGUAAACCACAAUCCUUGCGUGGACAUACUUCCGCUAAAUCCCGGCCCCGAAUCUGAUAACGAUGCACAGCCCCCUUACGAUCCUGAUCAGGACUUUUUCCGGAACUUCUGGUCACCACCCACAAACCUAUAUCCAUUCUUCCUGAUCACUCCUAGUUCGAUGCCCCCAACGCACGGCACUGCUCAUGCCUCCAGCACAAAUAGCACGCACCGCACUGGCACAGUUAAGGUGAUUUCAGCUUCGGAAAAUGCGUCUGCCUCAUUUGACUACGGGCUAGGCAAUUCCAUAGUCGAAAACCCGCUAGUAGACGCGGCCAACGGGCUCGACGCACACGCAGACAACGAUCACAUAACGGUGACCGUAUUAAAGAACAAGGGCAAGGGCCUUGCGAACGUCUCGCAUUACGAGGAAGAUUUGGAGGGCCACGUCAGCGUGCAACAUCAAAAGUACCCAAGUUCGACGGAUCACGGUCGCGGCGAAGGCAACGAGGUCACAAAAGUUGUGUUCCAGAGCACUUGCCAUGUGGCUAUGGAUAGCUGCAACAAUAACUACCAUUGCCGAAUGGCGUUAGCACCGAUUUUACACCACUGCGAUAUGUCCAGAUGUAACAGGAACUCUUGCAUGGAAGCUCUACAAGCCUUCUAUCGCAAGCCAAGCUUACCGUGGAACAUCGAGAUAGCAUUUUGCCUCUGCAAGAAAACCGACAACAAGCACGAUGCAUGCAUGGUGGCACAGGAGAAGCUGCAUCCGGUCUGCGCGCAAAGAAUUGAAGGAUCCCCUCAGCCCACUUGUCUUUCGCUCGCUGAGGUUUGCAGGGAGAACAAGGAAUGCAGGACUCGACUGGAGUACUACGAGCAAUCCUGUGCCGUGGAUAGCGUCACGAAGAAAUGCGCAGGAUCUCCGAAAAAUUGCAGGAUGGCUAUGCUAGGUAUUCUUGGCACCGACCUCAGGACUACAUGUGCCUGCAAGGGCACGGAUAUGACGCAACUCUACGAGUGUCUUGGAUGGCAAAGGCUUCUAUGGGUUAACCCAUGCGUUGUGGAAUCGCAGAAAGACUUCCACAUGAAAAAGGCAGCCGAGUUGGCGCUACUGACGACCACGACGACGACACCCAGGUCCAUCACCAGGGGAACUCCUCCAGCCAGACCGAGCUACACCCUGGGUCAUCAAAUAACGAUUAUGAGUGCCACCGAGGCACAGUUGCAGACCAGGGAGAGCACGACUACGUUCGUUCCACCUCACACCACGACCACGACAACCACUACGACGACGAUGGCGACCACGACCAUCCCCCCAAAAUACUGCGUGGUUCAAAGGCCGCAAUUUCCAGAUCAAUACAUCAAGGAAGGGACGUUCAAACGCAUUUACCACGAGGAUGAGUACGAAUGUUCGGAUGUCUGCGAGUGUGAAGUGGGCGAGAAGCUGGCGUGCAAGACGAUUUGUAUAGACCGGAUGCCGUGCAAAACUGAGUUUGCAUUUUAUAAUCACGCCGCCCCCGCUUACCAGGCGUACAGGGGUCGGUGCUUGUGCUACUCGGGACGUUUUAUCUGUAUGAAACCUGCUCCUAAUGAAUACAGCCUGCCCCAAGGAGUUUUCCUAUUCCUUGGGUACAGCGAGGUUGAUGAGCGUGAACUCAAUAAAAAUCAUACUAAAGUUGUAAUCCAGGACGUCGUCCGAGCUCUGCAGGAAUUCAUCUUGGAGGAGGCCACUAACGGGACGUUGUGCUCUUUGGAAUUGUUUAACACGACGAGGGAGAACGUGAUAAUAGCUGGGAAACUGAACGGCGAGGUGGAUUAUACGAUGUUGUCACCGAUGGAGAGUCUGGCCAAAGAAAAGGAGGAAUGCGUCGAGCUGCUGGAAACCAUAAGCGACAGGAUUAACAGUCGCAAUCCCGAUUUCGUGUCGCAUUUGUUGCUGAGCAUAUUUAAAAUGGCAGAGGUCGAGAUCGUGCAGAUCGAGGCAAGCUCAGCCUCCAACCUGAGCCAUAGCCACGUCGGUCUCUACGUGAUCUUCCCGAUCCUUGCGCACAUAGUCUGUUUACUCUCCUCAUGACAAUUAAGGCUGUAAACGAGAUAUAUCUCGAAGCAAAUUCUAUACCUAAUUCAUACAAACAACAGCAGCAACAACAAAAUGAACCACAAGCACAAUACUAUAAACAUAUACAGAUAGAAAACAAAAACAGCAAAAAAAAUAUUACUUAAUCACUCUGAGUUGCAUCUACAGGUAAUCUAACGAAAUAUAUAAAUGAGUGUGAAAUUCCCCAAUCCCACGAUUCUCAACCAAGAAUGAAAAAAAAAUAAUAUAUAUAUACAAAAAGAAAACGAGAAAAAAAAUAAUAUGAGAGAAAACGUCUUUAUGUUUUGGUGUAUAUAUACAUAUCAGUGUUGACUGUUGGCAUUAGGGUUAAUAAGAUAGUAGUAACUAGUUAGUAAAUGUGUGUGUAUUCAGGUAACACCGAUAAAAGGUCGCGUUGCAUAAACUGAAUUAUCCUAAUAAAUAGGAAAGUCGGUUAUUCCGGCGCUCAGCUAAUAUCUGUCCAAAAGGGAGUAAAUGAUCCGUAGCUUAAUGACUUCUACAAAAUAAAAAUUGAUGAAAAUAAGAAAAGUGGUAAAAUAUAAUAUAUUAAUAUACACACAUGAGAAAAGAGCAAAUCUUUGCAUCGACUUAUACAUAUAUUCAUUUCCAUUUUCCUAAACUAAAACGUACACGUUUCUUUUUUUAUUUAACUUUAUUAUACAAAAAAAGAUGAAAAGUAUUUUCGAGCCACUUUAGGUGAUGAAAAGAGCAGAGACAGAAGCGAGCUUAAGCAUUUCAGAAUCUCGAUCUAUUUCAGAAAACAAAAAACUUGCAGCAAGAAGAAGAUAUUCGUUGUCUUUAGGGGCUGCAGUUUCGAUGACGUAUUACCAUUCAAUUGACCUAAAUAUAGGACAUCUUGUUUCUUCAUUGCCCAUCGACUUACAUUUUUCUUUACGAAGAACAAUUCAAUCAAAAAUUUCAAUACACUUUCACAAAAUUCU
Messenger RNA from Nicrophorus vespilloides, 3562 nucleotides. RefSeq lists its product as uncharacterized. Gene Ontology annotation, cellular component: signaling receptor complex; external side of plasma membrane. The record is from RefSeq and is a predicted model, not a curated record. NCBI's taxonomy places the organism in Eukaryota, Metazoa, Arthropoda, Insecta, Coleoptera, Silphidae. Gene Ontology annotation, molecular function: signaling receptor activity. Gene Ontology annotation, biological process: nervous system development.